AUUUCUUUCUUUCUCUCUCUGUCUCUCUCUCACACACACGAGCAACCCUACAACAACUACAAGCAUUAAUCUCUCUAUUCUCUCCCCCAUACAUAAACAUAUUGAUGGUUCUUCAGCAUUGAUUAUUUCAUAGGUAAAUACAAAGAAUAACGACAAUAUUUACAACAUUAUCAUUCUACCGGCCACCACCAUCACCACCAACAACAACAGCAACACCAUCACCCAUCACCACCAAAAACAACUACAACAAUAACAACAUCCACAAUAACGACCAAUAAUACGAGUCCGGUCUUUCCAACAGAAGCUAAAUAUCCAUAUAAAAAAUAAUAAUAAAAGAACUCUCCCGAAAACAAAAGGUUUAACGACUGCUUCAAGAACACACAUACCCCCUUCUCUCUCUAUAUUACAUUACUGUUUACCUAUAUAUAUAUAUAUAUGUAGUGUAUGUAUAGUGAUUUCCCAAUUUUUAGACUAUUUACAUGACAUAUUGACCAUCUUCCUACUCUAAUCAUAAAAGAAUUAUAUACAACUUAGAAUCUGUGGAUUCUCUCUUUAGAAGGAAUACACCUACUCAAGAGAAAAACAAGCACACGCACAUAUAUUAUACACAUACACUGAUACAUACAUAUACAUAACACCACACACACACACACAGAGAAGACAUCCGCCCCAACCAUAGAGCCACCAAAACAUUAAGAUGGGAAUAAACAAUGACAAAAAUAAGUGCUUCAAUAACAGGAUAUGGAAUUUAUUGGUUGUAUCAGGAAAAUGUAUAACGAAAAAAUAUAAGUGUCCCUGAUAUAGCCUGAUAUAUAUACAUACAUAUAUAUAUAUAUGUAUGUAUAUUAUAUGUAUAUGUCUAUAUUCUUUAGAUAUUUUACUAAACUGCUUUUGACGGAUAUUUUAAUUUCAUAAGGAAGAGAUCAAACAGCACACAAAGCAAAGUGUGCGGACUGCAUGACGCCAUGGUUGUGGUGUAUGUGCCCGAUGUGUCUUCGGCAGUCGAUAACAAGGGACAUAUUAUUUUUGACUUUCUCAUGCCAAAUGGGAUCCUCAUUACGAUGAAAGUAGACUUUUACUGUGCUACAUUUGAAAAAAUCAAGCAGGACUUAUGGCUAGAAGCAUCGAAGCAACCACUUUAUUUUCUACUUCGGAGCUAUGAGGAAUAUGCCUUCCAGUUUAUCAACAACCAAGGGAAAAGGGAAGAAGUAUUGUGGGAAAGUCAAUCUCUGUCUGAAAUACAACUUUGUGCAACAUUCCUAAAACUCAUAGAAAAAGAAUUGAACAACGAAAGACGUUACUCUUUAGACCGACGCAUAAAUUCUUUAAUUUCAAUUCCAAGUUAUGAAUUAACAGAUCUGCAAUCUAGUGAAGUGGAAAAUUUCCGUGUAAGGAUCAAGGCUUACUGUGAUAAGAUUGUUCUAGAAAGGGAUCACUUGGGAUGGGAUGAAAGAAUUAAAUACUGCUUCCCUCCUCGACUGUGUAAAGAAGAGUUGAGAGCAAAUAUGGUAGAGAAAUUGAAUACAGAGAAACUAAAUGAGGGUUAUUUUUCAAUUGAAAUCUCUCGAGGCAAAAAGGUUGUCAAAGAAGAAGUAUUGUGCAACUUUUACCCAAAACAGUUAGUGUCUGAUCUGGUAAAAAGAAGACCUAAGGAGCUGGGACUUAAAGAUUUGGAUGCUGCUAACUAUUUGCUCAAAGUGUCAGGAUUGGACGAAUAUUUAUAUGGAAACCAUGCUCUCAUAGAUUUUAAGUUUAUUUAUGAAUGUCUUCACAAGGACUCUGUUCCCAGGGUAUGUUUGGUGACUCGGUCGGAAGUUUGUUUACCAGCUCCUACUAUACCACCCAGGAAAUCUUCAUCUUCAUUUUCUUCACGGAAUACUCAAGAAAAUGUCAUACCAGAUAUACAUUCUUGGGAUAUCUUUUCAAAAGUUACUAUCAAAAUCAAUUGUGUUACUCAAGUGGAAAUUUCGGAUGGCAACAAAAUAAAGGUAGUUGCAGGUCUCUAUCUUGGUCAUGAUGUGUUGUGUGAUGUGGUCUCAACAGAUGAACUGGCUCUAUCCCAACGGACCUGUGUCUGGAAUUCAGAACUGACCUUUGACCACUUGGUCAGUGACCUCCCGGAGAUGACCCGGAUCUGUUUCAUGUUGUAUUCUGUUGGCACAGGGAAGAAUAAGAAGCAGAAGGAUGCAAAUCCAUUAGCUUGGGCAAACAUCCCCUUGUUUGAUUACAAAUCUCAGCUUCGAUGUAACACCUGUGAACUGUUUAUGUGGCCAAUCCAAGAUGAUCUACAAUUAGAUGAACCUUGCUUUCCUAUCGGAACUGUAACUCCAAAUCCUGCUGGUAAGAAAGCUACAACCCUCCGUGUUUAUUUCUCAACGUAUAACAGAGAUAAGAGAAUCGUGUAUCCACAAAAACAAGAGAUUUUAGGUAAAGCUGCUGAAAAUAUGGAGCCUGUUGGUUCAUUUGGAUCUCCUAUGUGGAGGCCUAACAAGAUCGUAAUUGACCAAGUACGGAAAAUCAUCGAAGAAGGAAAUGCUCUCUUUGAACAGGAUAAAGAACUUCUGUGGCGAUUGCGUCACGAAAUCAAACAUCGGUUUCCCAAUUCUCUACCUUUGCUGCUGUCAUCUGUAAAAUGGAAUAACAAAAUUGAUCUUUCAAAGAUGCAAGCAUUAUUAAUGAGUUGGCCAAAACUAAACUGUGAACACAGUUUAGGUUUACUUGAUUUUGCAUAUGCUGACAGAGUUGUGAGAGAAUUUGCUGUUAGUUGUCUUCAAGAACUGCCAGAUGAUGAAAUCAUGCAGUAUCUGCUACAGUUAGUACAAAUACUGAAGUAUGAAAGUUAUUUAUAUUGUCCAAUCGUUGAGCUGCUGUUAAGCCGAGCUUUACGAAACCGGUGUUUUGGACAUAGAUUUUUCUGGCUCCUCAAGUCGGAAAUGCAUGAAUGCCAAGUAAAUGUAAGGUUUGGUCUCAUACUGGAAGUCUACUGUAAAUCUUGUGCUGAUCAUACAAAGGACUUGAUACGUCAAAAUGAAGCUUUGUUGAAGAUUAACUCAGCCAAUAUGCUUAUCAAGAACACAACGUUGAACAUUGGUGACAAGAAAGUGAAAGACACACUUCUGAAAGAUUUCCACGCAGUUCUCAGUCAGAAAGCAUACACGGAGGCUCUCAACGAACUUCAUAGUCCAUUAAACCCCUUAUGGAAAAUGAAUAAAUUAAUAAUUGAUGAAUGCAAAUUUUUAGAUUCCAAAAAACGUCCAGUAUGGCUGGUGUGGCGAAAUGAAGAAGCUUACCAAAGUAACGAGAAAUUCUCUAUUAUAUACAAGAAUGGCGAUGACCUCCGACAAGACAUGCUGACGCUGCAAAUUAUCCAAAUUGUUGACUCCAUUUGGCAAGAAGAAGGUGUGGAUCUCAAAAUGAACCCGUAUGGUUGUCUGUGUACAGGAGAAAACACUGGAAUGAUUGAGGUGGUUUCUAAUGCUGAAACCAUAGCUUCCAUCCAACGCAAUUAUGGGGCUGUUAAAUGUGUUUACGAAUGGCUGAAACAGCACAAUACCACAGAUGAAAAAUUAGCAAAAGCAGUCACAGACUUUUCUCUCUCCUGUGCUGGUUAUAGUGUCAUCACCUAUGUCUUGGGAAUUGGUGACCGGCAUAAUGACAAUAUCAUGAUCAAAACCAAUGGCCAACUUUUCCACAUAGAUUUUGGUCACAUUUUGGGCAACAAAAAAAAGAAAUUUGGUGUCAGACGAGAAAGGGUACCGUUUGUGCUGACAUCACAUUUUGUGUAUGUCAUUAAAAAUGGUGAAGGCCAGAACGAUAAUUUCCAAAAGUUUGAAGAGAAUUGCCAAUUAGCCUAUAUGAUUCUUCGUCGUAGGAGUCACGUUUUGAUUACACUGUUUAAUUUGAUGCUGCAAUCAGGCUUGCCCGAACUUUCCUCUGACAAAGACGUCGAAUAUUUGCGGAAAGCCUUGGCGCUUGGUGCAUCCGAUCAAGAAGCAUCUCAGCAAUUUCGUGCCAAACUAAAAGAAGCUCAAAAUAAAUGCUGGACGACUGAAUUGAAUUGGUGGUUCCACUCGCGAAAUGUUGACAAUACUUAAGAUAUUUUUUAAUCUGUUUCAUUUUUUUUUUGUUAUGUUAUUUUUUUUUUUUAUAUUCUAAGUAAAAACCAAAAAAAAAAAAAAAUCAAAACUUCCCUAUAUUCCAAAAAUGAGUAAAUGAACAAAAAAAAAAAAAACCCAACAAAACAAAAACAAAACAAACAAAGAGAUACUUUUUAUUUUAAUCCACAGAAUUAAAAAAUGCCGAGAAAAUCAGAA
This is a messenger RNA of Octopus sinensis (East Asian common octopus), 4313 nucleotides long. Its product is annotated as phosphatidylinositol 4,5-bisphosphate 3-kinase catalytic subunit beta isoform. Gene Ontology annotation, cellular component: phosphatidylinositol 3-kinase complex; cytoplasm; plasma membrane. Bases 966 to 4094 code for a protein of 1042 amino acids. Lineage: Eukaryota; Metazoa; Mollusca; Cephalopoda; Octopoda; Octopodidae. Gene Ontology annotation, biological process: cell migration; phosphatidylinositol-mediated signaling; phosphatidylinositol-3-phosphate biosynthetic process. Gene Ontology annotation, molecular function: 1-phosphatidylinositol-3-kinase activity; 1-phosphatidylinositol-4-phosphate 3-kinase activity. The record is from RefSeq and is a predicted model, not a curated record. The transcript is spliced from 24 exons.